Molecule: messenger RNA, 2053 nt
Organism: Sapajus apella (tufted capuchin)
Lineage: Eukaryota; Metazoa; Chordata; Mammalia; Primates; Cebidae
Gene: QRFPR
Product: pyroglutamylated RFamide peptide receptor
Exons: 6
Coding region: 510-1805 (431 amino acids)
Biological process (GO): G protein-coupled receptor signaling pathway
Cellular component (GO): membrane
Molecular function (GO): neuropeptide Y receptor activity; peptide binding
Source: RefSeq, a predicted model, not a curated record
UGGGGAGCCAGAGAAGUCUUCCCUCGCCCUGAGGAUGCGGCGAAGGUUGGCGCCACUGAGGGUCUGUGUGAGGGGGGCGUCGCCGAGUUCAGCCCCACCCUCUGCCGCUUCCCCAGCGGGUCGGGCGUUCGCCUCUCGUGGCCAGAAGGCGGGGAGCCAGAGGCGCUGGGGACCCCCGCGUGGCGCUCCAGCAGCCCGGACCAUCGCGGCACCGCGCCUUAGGGAAGAGCAGGGAAGGAACUUUCUCUGAACCGCGAACAUUUUUGGUCACUGAGAUUGAGCCUUCCGGUGCUCUGACUUCCCGCCUCUUUAUCUUGCGUUUGAUCGGUGAGCUGCUUUCCUUUCCCGAACCGCCCGGAGUGCCGCCGAAAGCCCUCCCGCGCGCCACAGUCCCCGGCAGAGGAAGGGAGGCGCGUACCUGCCGGUCCCCCAGAAGCCGUCGCCGCGCCGCGGACGCGGAGGGCCGGGCAGCAGUGCGCGGUGGCCCCGCGUCCCAGGAGCGCACAGCAAUGCAGGCGCUCAACAUCACCCCGGAGCUGUUCUCCCGGCUGCUGCGGGACCACAACCUGACGCGGGAGCAGUUCAUCGCUCUUUACCGGCUGAGACCGCUCGUCUACACCCCCGAGCUGCCCGGGCGCGCCAAGCUGGCCUUCGUGCUCACCGGCGUGCUCAUCUUCGCCCUGGCGCUCUUUGGCAAUGCUCUGGUGUUCUAUGUGGUGACCCGCAACAAGGCCAUGCGCACCGUCACCAACAUCUUUAUCUGCUCCUUGGCGCUCAGUGACCUGCUCAUCACCUUCUUCUGCAUCCCUGUCACCAUGCUCCAGAACAUUUCUGACAACUGGCUGGGGGGUGCUUUCGUUUGCAAGAUGGUGCCAUUCGUCCAGUCUACUGCUGUUGUGACAGAAAUCCUCACUAUGACCUGUAUUGCUGUGGAAAGGCACCAGGGACUUGUGCAUCCUUUUAAAAUGAAGUGGCAAUACACCAACCGAAGGGCUUUCACAAUGCUAGGUGUGGUCUGGCUGGUGGCAGUCAUCGUAGGAUCACCCAUGUGGCACGUGCAACAACUUGAGAUCAAGUAUGACUUCCUAUAUGAAAAAGAACACAUCUGCUGCUUAGAAGAGUGGACCAGCCCUGUGCACCAGAAGAUCUACACCACCUUCAUCCUUAUCAUCCUCUUCCUCCUGCCUCUUAUGGUGAUGCUUAUUCUGUACAGUAAAAUUGGUUAUGAACUUUGGAUAAAGAAAAGAGUGGGGGAUGGUUCAAUGCUUCGAACUAUUCAUGGAAAAGAAAUGUCUAAAAUAGCCAGGAAGAAGAAACGAGCUGUCAUUAUGAUGGUGACAGUGGUGGCUCUCUUUGCUGUGUGCUGGGCACCAUUUCAUGUCGUCCAUAUGAUGAUUGAAUACAGUAAUUUUGAAAAGGAAUAUGAUGAUGUCACAAUCAAGAUGAUUUUUGCUAUAGUGCAAAUUAUUGGAUUUUCCAACUCCAUCUGUAAUCCCAUUAUCUACACAUUUAUGAAUGAAAACUUCAAAAAAAAUGUUUUGUCUGCAGUUUGCUAUUGCAUAGUAAACAAAACCUUCUCUCCAGCACAAAGGCAUGGAAAUUCAGGAAUCACGAUGAUGCAGAAGAAAGCAAAAUUUUCCCUGAGAGACAAUCCAGUAGAGGAGACCAAAGGAGAAGCAUUCAGUGAUGGCAACAUUGAAGUCAAGUUGUGUGAACGGCCAGAGGAGAAAAAAAAGCUCAAACGACAUCUUUCCCUCUUUAGGUCUGAACUGGCUGAGAAUUCUACUUUAGACAGUGGGCAUUAGUCAUAACAAUAUCUUCACAAUUAAUGCCCUUCAGAUUGUAACCCAAAGAAAAAAUUAUUUUGAGCAAAGGUCAAAUACUUAUUUUAUUCUUGAGAUAAUGACGAGAAGGAAAUAAAUCAUGUUUCCAUUAAAAAACGACACGAGGUAGUCCAGGUGCAGUGAUGUUUACAACCAACUGAUCACAACCACUUAACAGAUUUCUGUGUUCCUUCUCCACUCCCACUGCUUCACUUGACUAGCCUUAAAAA